AUGCUACGUCGCUCGCCAAUACCUGCCUUUUCCACUAGGCUUUUCUGCCUAACCAUUCCAAUGCAAGUUAAGGGCUGCGUCAAUUUCUGGUCAAGAUAUUCCCACAGUAUUCGGCGGAGUAUCUCCGGCCGGAAUCAGCUCUCAGGAAUUGCAACCACAUACCAGGACAUUCUGCCACAAGAACUACCGGGAGAUAUCGGGCAACUUCCACACUGGGAAUGGCUGCUGAACUGUGCCACAUCGCCUGCUAAAGAAGACCAAGGGAAAGGAAAGCAGGGACGUCAGGAGAGUAAAGCCGAGAAUUGGCUGGUGAACUAUCGACGGAAUUCAAAAAAGCCAAAGGGCGAACCAGGCAGAUACGUCAGCACGCGUGUUUUGGGUCUGGGAUUCGACGAUGGCGACCUGGCUGGUCGACUUCUGCUGCAUAUGUUUGACAGUGAAAGGGAGCCUAGCUCGAAUAAUAAGUAA
This is a messenger RNA of Paracoccidioides lutzii Pb01, 468 nucleotides long. RefSeq lists its product as hypothetical. The coding region runs from base 1 to 468 and encodes 155 amino acids. The transcript has 4 exons. The record is from RefSeq and is a predicted model, not a curated record.